Punica granatum (pomegranate) is the source of this 3229-nucleotide messenger RNA. The record is from RefSeq and is a predicted model, not a curated record. NCBI's taxonomy places the organism in Eukaryota, Viridiplantae, Streptophyta, Magnoliopsida, Myrtales, Lythraceae.
UAGGAGCAGCACAGCAGAGAAGAGUUGAAAGGGUAUGCUCUGCUCUGGUCAGUCGCUCCACCUCGAGAGAACAUGCCAUAAUUGAAUUUACUAAUCUUCCCUUCCCUCCACAUGCGAGAACGCUAUUCAGGCGGAGGGGAAGACGAAGAACAAGUAAGGAAAACGAAGGAAGUCGCCCCCACGUCGCCCCUCUGCACUGCACAUCCAUUCUCCAAAUUUCCCCAAGCAGAAACGAACCCUCCUCUGCUCUCUUUACCAAGAUUUCAACCCUGUCAACCUCAGAUCACUCUCCCCUCUCUAUUGAUCUCUGUAAACAGGAGCUGAGGUAAUGAUGUUUUGCUGCCUCUGCCCGCUUUGAUUUGCCCUUGUUCUUUGGAUUCCUGUCAAGUGGCCGAGUGUGAAAGCAGUUUAGGAAACUGGGUCUUCUACAUUGGGCUGUUUUGAUCUAGCAGUUUGGGGAACUGGGUCUUGUAGAUUGGGCUGUUGUGAUCUGCUUUUUUUGCUUGAGCUUGGAAUUGCGGGUUGUGGUCGAGGAAGUGUUUCUUGAACAGGGCAUUGACUGCGGAAGCUGAUUGAGCGUUAGAACUGGUUGAAUUUGCUUAUGGAAAUGGAGUUCCGACAUGAUUGACUCUGUCUGGUCUUGUCUUGAAUUGGUCUGGCAAAUGCUGCUGUCCUUGCAUUGCUAUAAAUCUUCUGGGGGGAUGCGAGAUCCAAACUUGGGUAUGGUUUAGGAAUUAGCAAAAAUUAGGAACAGACUGUUGUUAUUUGUUUUAAGUGUGGGUGAAAGAUCAGGAGAAAGCUAAUGGCUUCUUCUCCAAGUGGCUCUCCUCCUCCUUCCCUGGCAUCACCACCUUCUGCUUCCACCUCUCCACCGUCCAAUUCUUCCACCCCUUCCCCACCACCCCAAGCUGCUGUUUCUCCGCCUCCUGAGUCCCCGCCUUCCACUCCGCCUCCUUCCCCUCCACCAUCUCCGCCUGCUUCGCCGCCUCCAACUGUUUUACCUCCGCCAGCAUCGCCUCCUCCUUCCCCUCCUGCUGCCCCUCCUCCAUCUUCACCCCCAUCUCCAGUUGUGACAUCACCGCCACCACCAUCGGCUGGUGGCCUCCCUCCCCGGGCAGCAGCCCAGCCACCUCCUGCGGCAGCUCCCCCCACAUCGCAGUCUUCUCCCCCUCCUCCUUCUCGCGCAAUUUCACCCUCUCCUCCUUCCCCUUCUCCCCCAUCAGAUGUCCCCAGCCCACCUUCCUCCAAGCCUUCACCUCCACCGGAGUCGCCUGCAAAUUUGCCGUCUCCACCACCUGCCCCUACAUCAGAAGCUCCAUCCACAACACCCUCGGGACCUGCAUCCUCACCGCCUUCUCCGCCCUCGGUUCCCUCAUCCUCACCGCCUUCUCCACCCUCGGUUCCCUCAUCGUCACCGCCUUCUCCACCCUCGGUUCCCUCAACCUCCAAGCCACCGGCAAGUUCCCCUCCUGCCCCUCCCAGUAAUUCGUCCACUUCUGCAAGUCCAGCCGGCCCUCCCCUGCCUUCUAUUCCAACCGAGAAGCCGACUGCUAGGUCCACCAAUGACACAACUGUGAAUGCAAAUUCCACGGCUGGGGGACUAAAGACUGGUGGAGCAGUUGCAAUUGGAAUCGUCGUUGGGUUCGUAGUCUUGAGUCUUCUUGUGAUGGCUGUUUGGUUCAUGCAAAGGAGGAAGAGAAAGAAUAAACAGUCAAAUAUCGGGUACAAAUUCAACAUGCCUUCUCCAUUUGCGUCAUCCCAGAAUUCAGAGUCAGUUUUCUUGAGGUCCCAUUCUCCGGUGGUCCUAGCAGGGAGUGCCUCUGGCAGCAAUUUUAUGUACUCGCCAUCCGAGCAAGGGGCCAUAAACAAUUCAAGGUCUUGGUUCACAUAUGAGGAACUACUCCAUGCGACAGAUGGUUUUUCUAGCCUCAAUAUUUUGGGCGAAGGUGGAUUUGGUUGCGUGUACAAAGGGGUUCUUGCAGAUGGGAGAGAAGUUGCAGUGAAACAGCUGAAGAUAGGCAGUGGACAAGGAGAGCGGGAAUUUAGGGCGGAAGUCGAGAUUAUAAGCCGUGUUCACCACCGCCAUUUGGUUUCUUUGGUGGGUUAUUGCAUAGUGGAGCAGCAUAGGUUGCUCGUUUAUGACUAUGUCCCGAACAAUACCCUUCACUACCAUCUUCAUGGUGAAAGGCAGCCAGUUCUUGAUUGGGCUACCCGAGUUAAGGUUGCUGCUGGUGCUGCUCGUGGAAUCGCUUACCUGCAUGAAGACUGUCAUCCUCGCAUUAUUCACCGGGACAUUAAAUCAUCAAACAUACUUCUCGACAACAACUUCGACGCUCAAGUUUCAGACUUUGGUUUGGCAAAAUUGGCAUUGGAUUCUAAUACACAUGUUACUACUCGAGUCAUGGGAACAUUCGGAUACAUGGCUCCAGAAUAUGCUACUAGUGGAAAGUUGACUGAGAAAUCCGAUGUUUAUUCCUUUGGUGUUGUGCUUUUGGAGCUGAUUACCGGUCGUAAGCCAGUGGAUGCCUCUCAGCCCCUGGGUGAUGAGAGUCUAGUCGAAUGGGCUCGACUGUUGCUUGCACAAGCACUCGAGGAUGAGAACUUUGAAGGGGUGGUAGACCUCAAGCUGGAGAAUAACUAUGUCGCAAGUGAAUUGUUUAGAAUGAUAGAGGCAGCUGCAGCUUGUGUGCGGCAUUCAGCUACAAAAAGGCCACGUAUGAGUCAGGUGGUUAGGGCAUUAGAUUCUUUAGAUGAGCUGUCGGAUCUCAGCAACGGUAUGAGACCGGGCCAAAGUGAGAUCUUCAACUCAAGAGAGCAGUCUGCGCAAAUAAGAAUGUUUAGGAGGAUGGCAUUCGGUAGUCAAGACUACAGUUCCGAAUUCUUUAACCACACUCAGAGCAGCUGGAGGAGUCGAGGAUCCGGGGAUCAGAGUAUGUAAACAAGUUAUCAGCAGCAGGAGGAUUCAUCAGUCCUUUUGAACCGGAUGAAAUGGGGCUUUCCGGGUCGGGAAACAAGGAGCAACUUGCCAUUGGAUCAGCAUUGAGACCCUCGAUUCACCCCGAUUAGUGGGCUCACGAUUCGUUGUAAUUAAUGAACUCAUGGGAUGAGUGUGCAUUCAUUUCUUGAUCAUUUGAUUUGAUGACAUGAUUCACCGAUGAUCAAUUUGAUAUGUGUAUCCUAGCUUUCAUUUCAUGUUCUAUUAUACUAGCCGAGGGUCCUUCUUUCUUGA